UGUCGGCAGGACGCGCUCCUGGGGCUGCCCAGGGCACCAGGCACACCGCUGCGGGCAGCAGCCUCUGGCAUGGCACACAGCUAAAGGGGAAGGGGGAAAUCACAGAUUUCAUGUGCAGUAGCUUCAAAAGGACAUUUGCAAAAGGCUGGCCAGCAAGUGAUUAACAACCAGCCGGUAACAAAGCCACCAAGGGCUCAGGUCCCCAGCCCCUCCGAAGAAGCCGCAGCCAGCUGCUGGACCCCAGCCACGCACAGCGAGUGGCGACGUGCUCCUCGCAUCGCCCUUGGGCCAGCUCGAGCCUCCCUCACCCGGAGCCAGCACUGGGGGCUCAGAGGGGGAGCAGCCACGUGCUGGCCGCAGGGGGAAGGUUUUUGGACGGAGCAGGAGGUGCUGGUGGCACCCAGCGGUGCUGGCUGCAGGCUUCACGGCGGCCACGCUAAGAAUUCAGCUUUUCAGCUCCUAAGCCCUGGGAUGCUGCACUCCAGAGCUUGGGUUUUAACUGCCCUCCACCUGCUAGGGCCAGCAGAAGGACAGAGCAGCCCAAACCGUACCCAGCAUGUAGGGCAGCAUGGGUCCUCUCCGCACACAUCAGCUGCUCGUGCCCGUGUUGGGAAGCGUCCCCGAGCCGCUGGUGCUCCCCAAGCUGCAGUGGUUGAAAACAGCUAAAAGAAACCAAACCCUGUGGGAUUUUGCCCCAAAUUUCGCCUUCCCCGGGAGGCAGCAGUGCAGCCGAGCCCUGCAGGGCUGCGUUUUGGCAGCUGGUGACUCCAAACCUGCAGCCCCGGGCACCUCCUGCUGCAGCUCCUGUGCGCUGGCACCUCUCCGAUCCCACCUCUCUCUGCUUGCAGGGGAGCUGCCGGAUGCAGCAGAGCGCAGCCAGCGGGUGAGCGACCCCCCAGGCUCUGCAUGGAUUGGAAUGGGGAAAGCUGCCUGCAAUAAGAGCCCCGGGCAGCUGGAGAGCCCCGGCUUCUUCCUUCGAGCACUCUUCCUCCUCCUCUUCUGCAGGCAUGUUUCUUCCCAGUGCAAGAUCCUGCGCUGCAACUCCGAGUACGUGGCCGCCACCCUCAACCUGCGCGGCUCCGGCAGGAUGGCGGCGUACUGCAACGCCCUCCGCUCCUACUCCCACUGCACCCGCAAGACGGCUCGCACGUGCCGGGGCGACCUGGCCUUCCACUCCGCCGUGCACGGCAUCGAGGACCUGAUGAUCCAGAACAACUGCUCCAAGGAGGGCCCCACGUCCCCACCCCGGCCCCGGCCCCCGGCUCCCAACCACCAGGGCUUCGAGUCUCUGGAUAUCUGCAACUACGAGAAGAGUUUCCUCUACAAGCACGGCCAGCCCCCCAGCUACCAGCACUGCGCGGCUUUCGGGGACCCCCACAUCCGUACGUUCCACGACGACUUCCACACUUGCCGGGUGGAGGGCUCCUGGCCCCUCUUGGACAAUGACUACUUGUUCGUGCAAGCCACCAGCGCCCCGGUGGCCAAGGGGUCCAACGCUACGGUCACGAGCAAGCUCACCAUCAUAUUCAAGAACAUGAAGGAGUGCAUCGACCAGAAGGUCUACCAGGCCGAGAUAGGCAACCUGCCCGCGGCCUUCGAGGACGGCUCGGUGAACGGCGGCGAGAGGCCGGGCGGCAGCAGCUUGGCCAUCCGGGAGCUCAGCCCCGGGCGGCACGUGGAGAUCCGAGCCGAGUACAUCGGCACCACCAUCGCCGUCCGGCAGGCCGGCCGCCAGCUCUCCUUCUCCAUCCGGGCGGCCGAGGAGGUGGCGCGCGCCUUCACGGAGGAGCAAGACCUGCAGCUCUGCGUGGGGGGCUGCCCCCGCAGCCAGCGCAUCUCCCGCAGCGAGUGCUGCCGCGGCCGUGCGGCGGCCGAGGCGGCCCGGGCGCUCUGCAAGGAGAUGCUGCCGGUGGAGGACGUCUACUUCCAGUCGUGCGUCUUCGACGUGGUGACCUCGGGGGACGCCAACUUCACCAUGGCGGCUCACGGAGCCCUGGAGGAUGCCAGGGUCUUCCUGCCCGACGCUGAGAAGCUGCACAUCUUCCAGGCUGGGGCAGGCUGCCCGCACGCCUCUCCUUCCUUCCUCCUCCUCCUCCUCCUCGCCGCUAGUCUUUGGGCUCUUCAGUCGCGCUUUUAACUCCCGCUGGCCGCCCGCCGCUGGCAUGGCGUACAGCGCAGGGGUAAGAUGAGAGCACUGCUGACUCAAGGCCCAUGCCUUGCAGAUCAAGAGAGAUGCCUCGUCUCGGAUCAAGUAGCUCUACAGCGAGAAGAAAUCGGAGCCCCAGACCUUUGGAGAGGGGAGCGCUGGAGACAGAAGUCGCUGAGACUCCAGUUUGUCUCUGCUGCUCCUGCACACAUGGCACUGACUGAGCCUCGCUCCUCUCCCAGCAGGCCAAUCCCCAUUUUUUUAUGUUGGAUCCUGGUGCGUGUUUUCCUAAAGGUGAGGAUAUCGCGGCCGUACCAAAGAAAAAAACAGCCAGGGCGCAGGCAUGCUUGGACAGCCUCUGCCCCUCAAAGCCUUUGGGUGCUCCUGCCAAGCACAGACUCUGGCAAGACACCGGUCCUUUCUGAGCUACUACAGCAGGCGUUGGCUCAGGGACCGUACAGGUUCAGCAAUAACAGGCUCAGAGCCCAGAGCCCAGUUUUUAGCAGUCAAAAAAUGUCAUCAGGUGGAUUUGGGGCCCCUUGACACUGCAGCUGCUGAAGUCACGCGGAGCAAGGCAAUCAGACGGUCAUCGGAGUGAUGUGACCAAGCUUUGAGGGUUGUUUUUUUCCACGAGAGCUGGAUUCGACCCUGCCACACAGAACCCUCCUUUCUCUGGGCUGGUGCCACUGAUUUCCAGCCCUCUGCAGGUGCAGAGCAUCAGGUCUCCGCCAUUUCAAGCUCCUGUUGCUAUUUUUCUUUGUUGUCUUGGCACCUGUCUAAGACUCAGUAUAGCAAGUUCUGGACUUUGGACCAGCGUUGAGUUUCAGUGAGAAAAAAAUACCACUCAGCAUUCCUCUCCUUUGGGCCCAGCUCUCUCUGUUACUGUCACAGCCCAGCUCACAUCCAACGAAGACUGUAGGUUUGACUUGUAAAAGAGAAUUAAUAAUGAAGACACUGAGCUGGCAAAAAGCCCUACAGCUGUACUGAUGGGCAGGGGAACUAUUAGCAGAUGUACAUAAAUACAGAGGUGAGGUCAAAUUAGAUGUUUAAUAUAUUUAAGAGGUUUUAAGUAAAGCAGAGUUCUAUAAGUUAAGAAAUAUUUUCCAUAUGCUUUUUUUUUAAUGAAGAGGACUCAUUAAAACUUUGCCAUCCCUGUCCCACGGAGCCACGAGUGCCUUGCAAAGCCCCGGCCUCGCAGACGCGAGCUGGCAGCCGUGGGCAGGAUUUGGGCAGGCGGCUGGGGAAGGAGAACAGCAAAUCAGGUGAGGAGGAUGUGGAAACCAAGGUUUUGCAAGUCACGUUUCAGUGCACCCCCAGUUUCUUUGGUCCAUUUUUUUUUUCACCUCUGUCUCUUCCACCAGACAGUGAAUGCAGAGAUGUUUCUGAGCUAUAUCAGCAUAUUUCCUCCUCCAACAUAGUCUCGAAGCACACAGUGACUAGCAUGAGAGUUUCUCUGUUUCUCGUGUGCUGCUCUCGCUAAUCCCUGAGCGUUUUGACAUUAAAGGUGUCUAUUUUUGAAGUCCUCAUUUCCUGUCAUCUGUCUCAUUUCUUUGGUCGGCAGCAGCAGGUGAAGAUAAUAAUAUCUCGCCUUCCACCCACUGCUCCUUUUACUCUGGAGCACUUUGUGGUUUAUAUACACCCGCGCUGAGGCAGGAGAGCAGCCAGUCUGCCUCGCCACCCCGCUCCACCACGUCACGGGUCCCCGUGGUGGUGACAAUGUUCCCCCAAAGGGAUAAAACCCUCAGCAGCCCCGACCAGCCUGCAGCAUGAAUAGUCCCGGAGCUCCGUGCAGGAGCAGGGCUGACUUUACGCAGCAACACGAGGGAGCCAUGGGGUGAAACGGGGGCUCCUCGGCAGCAUGCAGCAACUCUACGCCGCUGCCAUGAACAGCAUCGUGGUCACACAGUGAGGGACAGAUUUUACAAUGCACAAUAAAAUUAUCCUUAGGUUUGGGCUGGUGACACCAAGCAUGUAUGGGGAGAGGCUGGCGUUCCUGAUGGAGAGCUGAGGAUCUCGCUGCCCGAUGGCCCCUCGCUCCCCAGGCCUCGUGGUACCUCCACGGCUGUGUAUCGGGGACAGGAGAGCCCUCAGGACCCCCCAGCAAUGCGAAGGGAUGACCCCACACGUGUCCUGGGUGUAUGGGCAGGGAAGCGGCGCAGCACACCCCACCGAGUGCUAGUUCUGUCCCGACCCAGAGCCUGGCAGGAGGGUUGGUGUCGGGGCUCGCGCCUCCCAGCCCGCUCACUGACUUCCCAGCUGGAAAAGAAGCUAUGAGCUGGGCUCCAAAGGCGCUGUUCCCAUUGAAAAGAAAACCAGAGUUCCCUGGGUCCAGUGCGUUGAAGGCAUCUCCAUGUCAGUCCCCGGACAAACCCCAGAGCCCGUGAGAAGAGAGGGCUUUGGGCAGAGCUUGCUGGAAAAGGCGAGCCAGGCUGCCCUGAGCAGCUCCCCAGGGUCCCCAGCUCUGGUGUUGGUUAGGGCCGGCACCAGGCAGGCGCAGCACGUCACAGCCGCGGCCACCACUUCCUGCACACGACGCCGGUGCCUAAAUCCGAGCCUGGUGGGGGGCCGGGCAUGCACGGCACUGAAUGGGCUGGAGCCCGCUCCCAGGAUUGUUCCGUACUCUGCAUCCUAAGCGUAACAAUUUGGGGGAAGCAAGGCCUCUCAAAGACGUGCUGAAGGCUGUGAGGAGGAGAGAGCCCUUUCCACCCCUGCCAGAUUGCAGUCUGAAAUAAAGAGCUGGAACGUAGGCGUGGAUCCAAGGCCCAUUGAUGUCGACAGGAGUAUUUCCAUUGACGUCAGCAGACUUUGGAUCGAGCCCUCGGUUUCCUAGCAUAUGUCACCUGCUAAAAAAGACCCCGGCAACACCGGCCAGCAUUUUCAUAAGCGAGCCUGGUUUUGGCCAUUCUGCAUGCAGAUGCCCAACCUGAGUGGUUGCAGCAAGGGAAUUCCCAGUCUAAAUCCAACCCGGGGUUUGCCUGACCUUGUACACAUUUGUCAACAGCACCGGGUCUCGGGGGAAUGUCACUUAAAUCCCAUCUGGCUCCGAGUUCUAGCAGGUAGAGAAAUGCCAAGGCAUUUUCUUGGGGCAUGAGGUGUAGUAGCCAAAGAUGAAUCUUCAUUAGCAGCUUUCCCCUAGCAGUAAAUGAGCCGGUCAGCAGAGGCAGCCGGCUUGGCCAGCUCCUGGUGCUGCAGCGAGGGUACAAAGCUGUGUAAGUUGGAGCUGCUGAGCCACCAGCCUGCAAACCAGAGCUCUCCAGACCAUAUGUAGGUCUUCAAAACGGUAACACCGGUCUAAAAGCUGCCCAACCAUGCAGCUUUGAGGGGUGCGUUUCACGCCAUGCCGUGGCACGUUUUGUUAGCAAGAUGCUAAGGCCGGGACACACACGUCCUCCCCAGAGCCUGGGGUCAGAGUUGGCUUCAGGUUCGUGAUGGCCAAAGCCUCACCGGCGUCACCAGCAGGAAACGUGCGUGGGAACGGCGGCUGACACAGGCACGUUUCAGUGAGGGCUUGGCCGGGUGCUCUCCAAGCAUUUGGCAAGACAAAAAGUCUCUAAUCUAAUAAAAAGAAGUAAGCUGCCAGCGGCAUUUGGGCAGCAGAUGCACAGAACCUCUGGGGUUCUCUGGGCACAGAAUCUCUGGGGGUCCAACCCAGCGUUUUGCUCACGAAGUGGAAAUUCCACCGUUUUCACAGUUUUUUACAGCCCUUCCUUCGUGCGAGCAGGUAAUGCACGAAGCGAAUCCACGAACGCUCAUCCCCAGACGUGCACCUAGGACUGAGCAGGGCGGACAGAGCGAUGUGGUCAGCCUGGCACCUCCGUAAACCCAAAAACCAGCCCGUAAGGAUGGAUGGAGGAAGUCAAUCCCUCCCGCGUUCCAACAGCCCGUGCCGUUCCUGGAAAGGCCUCUAGAUGUCCGCAAAAUCCCAGGGAUGAGGAGCAGGGGACGGAGCCUGCAGGGAGAUCCGCGGCCCGUGGGUGUCAGCCCUCACCCCAAGCACCACCAAACGCUCCCCGAAAGGUGCUAAGUCUUUCUGCUAAAGAUUUAUUUUCUGCUAAAUUAGGUCCUAAAUCUUUCAGAUUUAGGGAGCUUUACGUUCAGGGUGAGCGUCUCCAGCAGCCGUCCCCUUGACCCCAGGCACAAACACAAGCGGUGGCAGCCUGAGAACAGCCUUGGCUGCGGAAAAGUUAGAAAUAUUCCUUAUUUCUUUGCUGUUUCCAUCGUGCACAACCUCCGUUGGGCCCUUGCAAGGGAUACCCAGACAGAGCAGGGAGGGGGGCUCAGGAAAACUUUUGCUUUCCAACACUUUUUCCUCUCUUAACAACAACAGAUUUAAAGUCUGGCUGCCACCAGAGGCACAGAGGGCCCGGUGGGUUGGUUUGGAAAGCAGAGGGCUGGCUUUGGUCUUGCAGAAGAGCAGGACUUGGGUGACGGAGCAGAGCCCAGCAUGAGCAGCUGAUGCAAGCAAGUCCUCCUGCCCAGGGCAGAUGAGAGACACGGGACUUCCCAAGCUCCAGAAGUCAAAUUCCUCCUUGUUUGUGGAUGACCAAGCCCGGUCUGUCACAGGCUGUUGACUCGCAGCUCCGACUUUCCCCCCGGCUCUGUUGCAAAAACACAAUCUGGCCAGAAAAGAGGUGAAGAAAUCCCGUCGCAGCAAAGAACCAUCUGUUAGGGAGAGCUUUCACGUCGUGUUCCUGGCAGGAGCUGGGAAACUGGGCCCUGGGGGAAAAAUCCUCACGCUCAAGCCCUGUGAGGACUCUUCCCUGUUCAGCAGGGAUUGGGAAGGGGAGAAGGGGCUCCAGGUCCGCGCCGUGCGUGCACAAAGCCCUUCCAAAGGCAGCCUGCACAGCGCUGCAAAUUGCAGGCAGCGGAAAGCCAAGCCCUUGCUGUGGAUGGCAGCAGCAAAAAGCUGAUUUCGGUACUGGGGAUCUGUGGGAUGUGCCCCGAGAGCUUUCCAGCCCGUUUCACCAAGGGACAACUCAACCCCGUCCACCUCCAGAGAGCUGGUGGUGUUGUGGCCCCUGCCCCACGUCAGGCACCGCAACCAAAACUGUUGUUUUUGUUCAGAAACACAGACGGAAAUGCUCCCCUUGCUUCUCUGCCUCAGUCUUCCUGCUUCUGAACCCAGCCGAGCUGAGCAGCCCCAUCGCCGCCGAAUCACUGCGGCGCUCUGGAUGUGGCUGCGGCCAAACGCCAGCAGAUACGAGCAGGGCAGCGGUGUCCUGCCAGCAGCCCCACGAGUUCCCCAGCCCCUCGUUCUCCAGCUGUGGCCACACGGCCCCGAUAUGAUCGGGGUGGGAUUUUCUACGCGCUGCUCUCCGCACACAAACAUCGCUGCCAAAGGAAAUGCCUCUUCCGCCCCAGCUCCUGUUCCCAUCCGCAGAACAGGCACACUCUGUCCCUUCGCUCGGGCCCGUUGUGAAUCCCUUUGCGUCCCUCUCUUCCCCCUCCCUGCCCCGAACGUGCUGGAAGUCACCAUAUAUGGGGAAAAAGGCAGAAAACGGCAGUGAGGAGCACCGGGGAGCUCUGCGCCAGGCUCCAGCCCUGGCCGCCAGCGGUCCCCGUGCUGCGGGGCAUUGGGGUGGACGGGGCAGAAGACGAUGCACCAAGAGGAGCCUGGCUUCUCCUGGCAACCCUGGGUUGUGGCUCCCGAUAAACCAGGAAAUAAAGGUUUUAUUCCUCAGGGCUUGGCAGGAGAACGGUUUCCAGCAUGGCCUGGUGUGGCCAUUGCGGAGCCCGGCACCGAAAGCAGAAGGGCGAGCUGCUGAGUCGCACUGCUUGGUUUCUGCCUUGCUUAAUUCCUUCUCCGUGACCCACGCAGCGGCCCCUGCUUUCCGUGACUCAUCUUAGGGCCUUGGUUUCCAGCCCAGCCCUGCUGCUUUUGACCUUCCUUAAACCCAGCACACUCGGUUCCUCAUGCGGCUCUCCUCGCCCCCGGCCGGGCGCAGCAGGAGGGGGCACGGCUCUGGUCACCCUCCUCACCCACCCGCGCUGCCACAGCCUCACCCAGAGCUUUUCUCCUUCCCUGCGGCAGCGAUCGAGGCCGGGGGGAUCCUCCAAGCCUCACAUUGCCAGUGGGAAGUGAGCUGAGAGGGGGUGAAAGCCUUAAAAUAAUCACUGGGGGGAGUGAGGAAGCACCCAAGAGCCGGCCCCUGCCCAGAAGUCAAACUGUCUUCUCCUCUGAUGUCCUUGCUCUGAGGGGACGUGACAUUUUGAGGCUUUCGUUUACAAGCUGAAGCUCGAUUUCCAAACCCCCUGCUUAACUCAGAGUGCUGCUUGCGUGGGAAACCUCGUGAACCCAGUCUCAUCCUGAGGAAAUCGCAGCUUCCCCUCCUUCUGCAGGAGGACCGGGGAGGCAUUUCCAGCCAGAUAGAGGUCAGGGGAGCAAAGGGCAGGAGCUGACUGACAGCUAAAAGCAAAUUUGGAGAGGAUUCAGGAGUUGGAACGUGCCUUGGACCAUAUCUUUGGC
This is a messenger RNA of Cygnus olor (mute swan), 8612 nucleotides long. RefSeq names its product hemojuvelin BMP co-receptor (gene HJV). Gene Ontology annotation, biological process: BMP signaling pathway. The transcript has 3 exons. Gene Ontology annotation, cellular component: plasma membrane. NCBI's taxonomy places the organism in Eukaryota, Metazoa, Chordata, Aves, Anseriformes, Anatidae. Bases 569 to 2137 code for a protein of 522 amino acids. Gene Ontology annotation, molecular function: coreceptor activity. The record is from RefSeq and is a predicted model, not a curated record.